CCUCUCUCGCCUCAAUGUUGCGGCCAUCCUAGUGGCAGAUCGCUACAAUCCUGGAGGGAGCCGGGUCGAAUGAGCUAUUGGGGUUCCCGAUAAUAACGGGGACAAACAGACAGGCAAAAAAGACACACAGACGGAUGGACGGAGAUAGGCAAGUGUUCCGAAAAAACGCGAGACCAUAACCGGAUUCUAUACGUUUUCUUAUUUCCGUUGUUUUGCGUUUUUAGUAUUUUAAAUUAUUUAUUUAUUCGCUGUAUUUAUUUAUCUAUCGAUUGAUUGCGUUUUAAUUACUGCCUUGUGACAGAGAACGAGGGAGGAGGGGCGUCAGGGCCAAGCGCGCGCGUUGUGUUUGUGUGCGUGUGAGAGUCCGUGCAGCCUUCCCCCCACCCCCCACUUGUUUGUUUAUUUAUUUGUUGAUGAUAGCCUUUAUUGAAGCUGUUUUAAAUGUGCUCGCGACGCGAUCCGCUGCUUUGCGCGAGCGGAUGAAUGUCUAUAUGUAGCCUUCAUGCAAAGGAGAGAGAAGAAGGAGCGCGUGCAGCUAGAGACCAAAUACAAUAGAUCAAACCAAAUACUACAGAAAUCCAAAUAAGACUUUCUAACUCUGCUGGCCUUUUUACACUGUCUUGCCUCUUUCUAUGUAUCAUCAUUUAUUGUGCUGUUUUAAAUUGCAAAACGAAUACCAAAGCUCAGCCCGCCUGGUGAUGCUACAGGAGUAGGCUAGCGACUGUUCUCAUGUCUUUUCACACCUAUAGGAAACAUUACUGGUGAGGGAGUGAGAGGAUAAAAUAAGCUCUAUGUUUACUCAAGGAGAACGCUCUAGCAGUGCAAAGGUAACAGAGAGACGCAGGUGCAUCAACGACAGGCAGGUGACAUACAGCCUUUUGAUAUAACGCCACUACAAUAGGCCUGUAAUUGUAACACAACUUUUCCGGUAGCCUGCAGAAGUGAGGUCUGAUCUCCUCUCUAUCCGUCUGUGUGUUAGUCUGGACUGUAUGUAAGAUAACUGCUGCACUCAAGGGACCAUCCUACAUAUAUGUUCUAUGCACAUUUACACCAAAACUAAUGCCGGCCACCAGUCGACAUCCACAAAUGUAAAUAAAAGGGCGCCGCUUGCCUACAUGUGUACACACCUAACGGUGAAUGUUGUGAGCUCUCCAUACCAAAUAUUUUCCCAAAGCUGUCUACCAGAGAAACGGACGAAGACACAGAAGCUUCAGAAGAGGACAGAGCUUAUUACAGCAAUUCUGUCAGAUUAUUUGCAUCAAAACAAGAAGCCGGAGGAAGAUCAUGUUUGUUCCCUUGCCAGUGCCGUUCGUGUUUCAGAGAACUGCCCCUGACCUCAACGCCUGGCGUCUCAAGUCCCCUCUGGCUCUUCGCUCCAACUCCGAUAUCAGGAUGUCAAAGCCAGUAGAGGUAGAGAAAGCAGGGGCUGAGUCACCGAUGGAGGGCACGGACUCAGAGCGGAAUGGACCUGAAUCAAAUCACCAGGCUCAGUCAAUGAAAGUCAAUCCCUUUCCCCUUUCACCAACCCUGAGCAGCAGCAAGCAUAAGAUGGAGGAGUGUGGUGAGAUGUCCCCGGCCCUUCCUCUCUCUCACGGCCCGACCCCCUCACAGACGGCCCUGCAACAUACACAGCUCAUGCUGACCGGCUCCCAACUAGCAGGGUUAACAGCUCUGUUGCCAGCGCAGCAGCAGCUGUUGCUGCAGCAGGCUCAGGCACAGCUCCUGGCUGCAGCUGUGCAGCAGUCCAGUGCAGCACACGCCGCUCAUGCUGCCCACGCAGCUGCCCAAGCAAAUCAGCAAGCUCAGGCAGUCGCAGCAGCAAAUCAGCAAGCCCAGCAGCAGCAGCAGCAGGCGGGACAAACGGGGCAGCAGGCCCAAUCACAGUCCCAGGGACAGAGCACACAGGAACAGAUAGCCCAAAGUGUCUCUGUCCCACCUCAUCCACCCCAGCUCACCCUCUCCCAGCCAAUCCAGCUCACCGCCCAGGACAUCCAGCAGUUGCUGCAGCUUCAGCAGUUGGUGUUAGUGCCCGGCCACCCGCUCCCAUCCCCUGCCCAGUUCCUCCUCCCACAGGCACAGCAGGGCCAGCAAGGACUCCUAUCGACACCAAAUCUCAUUUCGCUACCUCAGCAAAACCAAGGGAGCCUGCUGUCUGCUUCAACUAGAAUGGGACUCCAAGCACAGCGAGAUAAGAGUAUGGAGGUGAGCGGUGUGACCACGGUGCCCUCAGUGACCUCUCACCCUGAGGAGCCCAGUGACCUGGAGGAGCUGGAACAGUUUGCCCGUACUUUCAAACAGAGACGCAUCAAACUGGGCUUCACACAGGGAGAUGUUGGUUUGGCCAUGGGGAAGCUGUAUGGCAACGACUUCAGUCAGACCACAAUCUCCCGCUUUGAAGCCCUCAACCUAAGCUUUAAGAACAUGUGCAAGCUGAAGCCACUGCUGGAGAAGUGGCUCAAUGAUGCAGAGACCAUGUCCACAGACUGUACCAUGCCCAGCCCCAGCUCCCUGUCCUCUCCCUCUAUGGGCUUCGACGGGAUUCCUGGUCGCCGCAGAAAGAAGAGAACCAGCAUCGAGACGAAUGUACGCGUGGCCCUGGAACGCGCAUUCAUGACGAACCAGAAGCCUACCUCAGAAGAGAUCCUGUCGAUUGCAGAGCAGCUCAACAUGGAGAAGGAGGUGAUCCGGGUCUGGUUCUGCAACCACCGGCAGAAAGAGAAACGCAUCAAUCCCUCCAGUGCCACCCCUCCCCUGCCCAGCCAGCCCCCCACUGCCCCACCAACGCACAAACCGCCCUGCUACAGCCCUCACAUGAUGUCCAGCCAGCUGUCGCAGGCCGUGACCAGUCUCAGCACAACAGUGACCACCAUGUCGCCCGUCUGCUCCCUGACUUCCAGCCUCACCUCCACCCACCCCUCUCUCAGCUCCGCACCCUCCCCGGUGACUCCUCCUCCUCCCCGCAGCACGGCCAGCCCAGCCACUCCCAGCCACAGCACACUCAACCUCAACACAGGCUUAUGGCGUAUGGGUAAAAAGAACGGUGACGUGUCUAACUACAUCACCGAUUUUGCUGCAAACUUGAGGAACACUGUGAUGGGAGUUAACACAGGGAUGAACCAAGCCCUCCUCGGUAACAAUCCCCUGGCCACUAUCCAAGCCCUAGCAGCCAGUGGUGGCCAGCUGCCCCUUUCCAGUCUUGAGGGGGCCAGUAAGGUGAUGCUGGGGGCCUGUGGGAGCCAGGGAGGGGGCCUCCCCUCCUCCUUCUUCCUCAACCACCCCGCCCUCCUCCACAUGGGCCAGAACCCCGGCGCUGGACUGCUCAGCGCUGCCAUAGCCAAAGCCUCCCAGGCCUCCCCCUUCCCCUCGGCCAGCAGCAUCAGCCCCACCCUCUGCUCCCCCUCGCCCUGUUCCAGCCCCGCCUCUUCCUGCUCCUCCAGCGAAAUGGCACACAGCCCGCCCUCUCUGGGCGGAGCCAAGAUUGAGUGACAGCGCCAAGGGCCAAUCAGAGAGGAGGAGGAAGGAGGAAACGAGAACAUCGCCUUUCACACCAAAGCUAUCUCUUUCUCUCUCUUGCGCUCUUCUUCUGUUAUUUUAUUUUUUUGCAAUGGCUCUCUCUCUCUCUUUCUCUCCCAGUCUUUCGAUGCCAAAAAUACACAGAAUGAAAGAGGAGAGAGGGAGAGAAAGAA
Perca fluviatilis (European perch) is the source of this 3686-nucleotide messenger RNA. It is a transcript of the gene pou2f2b, whose product is annotated as POU class 2 homeobox 2a. Gene Ontology annotation, biological process: regulation of transcription by RNA polymerase II. The record is from RefSeq and is a predicted model, not a curated record. Gene Ontology annotation, cellular component: nucleus. Gene Ontology annotation, molecular function: DNA-binding transcription factor activity, RNA polymerase II-specific; RNA polymerase II cis-regulatory region sequence-specific DNA binding. The transcript is spliced from 16 exons. The coding region runs from base 1285 to 3486 and encodes 733 amino acids. Lineage: Eukaryota; Metazoa; Chordata; Actinopteri; Perciformes; Percidae.